Molecule: messenger RNA, 1452 nt
Organism: Microplitis mediator
Lineage: Eukaryota; Metazoa; Arthropoda; Insecta; Hymenoptera; Braconidae
Product: transcription cofactor vestigial-like protein 4
Exons: 5
Coding region: 313-816 (167 amino acids)
Biological process (GO): negative regulation of DNA-templated transcription
Molecular function (GO): transcription coactivator binding
Source: RefSeq, a predicted model, not a curated record
GGGAACUCGUAGAUACAUACCUCUCGUGUCAGACAGCUCGUGCUCCGUGUGUCCGCCUGCAUACCGCUGGAUUUUCAUUAAUUCCAAUGGAUUAAUUUGUUUGCAAUUAUUAAGUUAUAUACUGAUAGACAAUAUAUGUAACAAGUAUUGAUGUAUUUUAAAAAGUGUCAUUGUUAAAUAUACAACGUAGAAUUUAUAUCCGAUCAAUUUUAACGUUGGCUACGAAUAAAUUAAUAUUUUUUUGGAGGAAAUGUAAAAAUUCGCUCAAGUUUAAAUAUUGUCAAAAAACGAAGAACGGAAUCACAUACUACUAUGUCCGCUGUUGAAAGCGCGUUGGACGUCCUAUCUAGGGCAGCUACGAUGAUGCAAGAACGUCCAAAAACAACGAGUUUGCAUAGAAAGCCAAGUAGCGCGUGGCGAAAGGAACGUAGGAAGGACCCUAUUCAGAGCGAGGCCCUCGACAUGUCGGCUGCUAGGGUACAUCACAAUCGACCCAGCGUUAUUGUUCCAGCUGCACCUCAACCUGGAACGACGAUUGAAGAUACUGCAGUAACACCAACACCAACAGCAACACCUUCAGCAGCGAUAGGUGGUCAACGAACUGGAAUUAGAAGUUCGGGUAUUGUAAGUGAUCCAGCUAUAGAUGAACAUUUUAAAAGAUCUUUAGGCCUUGAAGAAUAUGCUGCAGUUUUCAAUGGUUCAUCUCUCAACACAGAUAAAGAAACAGGUCUAAGCGUGGAUGAUCAUUUUGCUAAAGCACUUGGUGAAACUUGGACAAGGUUAAAAGCAACUCAUCCAAACAAAGAAUCAACAUAACGUUAUAGAAUAGCAAUAAAGUCAACAUAAAUUAUAAAUGGUUGCUCACUACUAUAUCAUUUUUUUAUGAGUGUCGCAACUCCAUUAGUCGCUAAUUAUUAUAUAUACAUAUAAUAUAAUAUAAAUAAGUAUUUUGGUAAUUCUUACCAGAUGGCUUCCAAGUAGAAAUUUAAAAGAAAACAAUUUGUUUUUUUUUUACUUAUCGUAAUCAUUGGAUUUUAUCUACAAUUAAAACUCAUAAUAUUAUAGUUAAAUAUUUAAAUAUAGUACGGAAGAAAUAAUUGUAAUAAGACAAAAGAUAUGAGAUAUUGUUAAUGAGUUAAUUUUAAUUGUAAAUAAUUUAUUCGGUCAGAAUUAUCACAUCACCACAGUCAUUGCCGUAGGAAAUAUUUUAUUUUAUUAAUUUUAAAUAUUAUUUAUUAUGGGAUUAUCAAUUCCUUAAGCUUUAUUAUUAUCUUAUAUUCACAAUUUUGUGUACAUAUAAGUUUGUUGCUUAACAAAAGUAUAAUUUGUGAAUAUUUUUAAUUAAAUAUGUUAUAUUAUAUAAUUAUCAUUACUCAAAAAUUUAUACGAUUUGAUCAAUUGAAUUGAUGAUAAUGAUUAGUAUUUAUAAAAAUAAAUUAUAUAUUAACUAUA